CCAGGCAAGCGGUUAAUCUCUUUACAUUUUUACCGCCAUUUGUGAAAAUUGUUGAUUGUUUGCUCCUGUUGAAGCCAGCUCUGAUAUUUGAAAUAUUUUUGUGAGUCAUAUUCAUCUUGCGUGUUGAUUCACAUGUCUCUUUCUUAUUUAUCUCCUGCCAGAUUAUCAACAUUAAGAAUUUCAAGAUGUCACAGAAACAAGUGCCCAAGCCGCGAGCCCUUUUCGCCUUAGAAGACGACGGACUUAUACAGCGACUCGAUUUCAGUGACAGCGAAGACGACGAGAAUACCAAGUUAGAUACGUCCAAUGGAUUCAUCGAAUUUGAAGAAUUUUCAUCCCCGAUCAACACACGUCGUGACAUUCGAAAUCGCAACAUCAAACGAUCUGAUAAUUCUUCGCCAAGUGAGUUUAAUAUCUCGUGUGAUUCCGUAAUGGAUUCUGAAAAUACGGUCGAGCCGAAGUUAAGGAAAAGACUUGUUUUUGACGAAACUGCGACGUCAAAAAUUGAUCUUACUCCUCCAUAUAGAAGAGUUAGAGCUCUACGAUUGUUUGGAUCUCCGCAAUCGCCCAAAACAUUGUUAAAGCAAUCAGAACUUUCAUCUGUUGAUAAUAAAAAAAUAGCAUUAUCACGAAUUAGAGUUUUAGGUCAAGAAAUUUUUGACAAAAAUCAUAAUGUGCAAUCUCGGGUACGGCCUCUGUCCUGGUGUAAAUAUUCCACUUCCGCUUUAAGGACUAAUAUUAAUCCGUUUUGUAAAUCAGAGGAGUAUUCUGGUUCUACUGGUAAAAGGCGAAGAGAUAGCGGUAUAUGUGGGACUCCAUUUAAUGAUUCUUUCGACUCUAAUAGUGAGAAUGAAUUUGACAGAGAUUUCCAUCCAAAUAAGCGUUUGAAAGAAAGGACCCUCUCGCGUUACGAGAGUGAAUUUUUAGAGCUUGGUCAGAUAGGGAGUGGAGAAUUUGGAAGUGUUUGGAAAUGCAUCAACAGACUCGAUGGCUGUGUUUACGCUAUUAAGAAGUCUAGGAAACCUUUGAAGGGAACAUCAGAUGAACGGACUGCUCUCAACGAGGUGUAUGCUCACGCUGUUCUUGGACAUCAUAAGCAUGUUGUGAGAUAUUACUCUGCUUGGGCAGAAAAUGACCAUAUGUUAAUACAGAAUGAAUACUGUAAUGGUGGUAGUUUAGCUCAAUUAAUUGAAGAGAAAGCAUUACAGAACACUUACAUACCAGAAUCAGAAGUGAAGCAUAUACUCAUACACAUUGUACUAGGUCUGCGCUACAUACACUCUUUAAAUUUAGCACACAUGGACAUUAAGCCAGGUAAUAUAUUUAUUACAAGAAAAAAAAGGCCUUUUCCUGUGUCUCCUCAGUCUUCAGAUGAUGGAUUUGAAGAGGAUGAAUUAGAUGAAGAUGAUUUAAUCUAUAAAAUAGGUGACUUAGGUCAUGUGACAUCACUGACCAAUCCAGAAGUGGAAGAAGGAGAUUGUAGAUAUUUACCAGCAGAAUUGCUAAGAGAUGAUUACAGUCACCUGCCUAAAGCUGAUAUUUUUGCUUUAGGUUUAACAAUGUUUGAAGUGUGUGGAGGUGGACCUUUACCAAAGAAUGGGGAUGAAUGGCAUACCAUUAGGAAAGGAAAUAUACCCUAUUUGUCCUAUUAUUCUAAAGAACUGAAUGACCUCAUUCGACAAAUGGUACACCCUGAUCCCAAGAUGAGACCAACUAGUGCAGCCCUAGUGCACAACCACACUCUAGUUCCCUAUGUGUGCAAAACAAAGGAACAGCUCAACAGAGAACUCAAUGAAGAAAAAUUCAAGAAUCAAUUACUGUCAAGGCAGCUAGUAGAAAUGGCUAAAGUGUCCUCUGAAAACUCUGCAAGCAUGGAAAAUCGCGAGAACAAGUUGCUCAUCGGAGCGGCCCUAAAAGACAACAACACCAACGUUGACCAGCGAAAGAGUAAGAUGAUCAUAGGGAUCGCUUCCAAAGAGAACUAUUACUCCUCUAUUCCAGUGGGGAUGGACAAAAUGGGUGUCGCUAAGUCAAAAUGUUGCACAAGACUAAUAGGGAAGGGCAUCAAUCGUAGCAACAGCAUUACAUUUUAAGCCUGUGAUUAUCACUCAUUGCAUGUGUAUAUGUCUCAUUCUCUGAGUUCACUGAGUAGGGAUAUCAAUUCAAUUGACUAUAGAAAGUUAUAUUUUGUUGUUCAGCAAUUUUAUUUAAUUUUAAUCUAGAAAUUUUGUUUCUUUGUGAUCGUUCGCUUUGUAAUUUUGUCAGAACCUUGUCCAACUUAAAUAAGUUUUAUUUAUAUUCAUAUUCACCUUCAGAAUAAAUAAUUUUUAAGUAUGUAGCAUGCUAUGAGAAUGCAAUACACAUGAGAGUUAAACAGAGUAUUUACUGAUUUGUAUUAACUUCAAAUAGUUAGUCCUCAGAAAAAAAAAUCCCUACAAAGUUUAUUCUAGUAAUGGAUUUAUUUCAAUUUAAUAGGAAUUCAUAAUCAAUCGGGCAGAGUUAGAGUAAUGAAUAAUAAAUUGCAAUUACAUUUUCAAAAGAAUAAAUAAAUAAUAAAGAUGAUAAAUUAGGUACUUUUUAAAGCUUUAGGUAUUACAUUACUGCUGUUAACUAUGAUUCAUUAAAGAAGUAGUUUAAUUUAGAUUGAUAAAAUUGUUGCUAAGAGUUAAAUUAUAAGUUUUAUAUUCAUCUGGAUUAUUUCUUUUUUAAUUCUCCCAUAAACUAAUAAAAGUGGUUGAAUUAAUUGGUUUGAGUUCUUUCAAAUGUAACUCAGGGUUUUUUUAUUUCUUUUUAAUCAUUCCAACCUUGCAAUACAAAUGUUAAGUCUUAUUAUUAUUAAUUUUGAUUGAAAUAAUUAAAAGAUUUUAAUUAUUUCCAGAAAAAUUAGUGAAUAUUAAUUUUUUUAGCACUUUUUAAUACAUGAAAAGUUUGAUUUUUGGAGUUCCCGUAGCUUCCUAGUACUAAGAUCUAAAACAGAAAAGCCUGCUGCAUAAUUGCCAACUUCCAGUUCCAGUUUCUACUGGUUUGAUAAAAAUUCUCCUGGUUUUUUUACAUUUUAGAAAAUUCCCUAAAACCAAUAGGGUUUUUACAUGGAUUAUUGCUUGCUUGAAUAUUUAAAUAAGUAUUACUUACUAAUAUUUAUAAUGAAGCAAGCCUCAUUUAUAGAAAUCAGUAAAGAACUUUUUUUUGUUCUAAAAUGCCCAGUUUAUUUUUAUUCAGAACUCCCUUUUUAAAUGAAUUAAAAAAAUCUUAAUUAUUAUUUAUGAAUUAAUUGCCUAUUACUAUUUAAAAUUAUGAGUAAACAAAAUACACAAUAUUUCAAUCCAAUCAUGACUGGAAAAUAUUUCAGUUUUUCUUUUAUGAUAAUAUGAAUCCUUGAAAUUCCAUGCGUGUAAAAUAUUUAGUACAUUAAACAAAAAUUUUCUUAAAAUCUUCUGGAAUUUUUUUCCAAUCUAUGUUAGCAGUUAUGCUGCUGCAAAAAUUGUAGAAACAGACGAAAGUAACAUCAGAGUGUUGAAGGUUGCAUGGUUCACAAAGAAACAGGAGAUAUAAAUAAUUCAGAUGAAAAGUAAAGUUUACAAUUUUUCAAAAAUUAGUUUUGUUGCAUAGAUUUGCAUGCAACAGGGAUGCCAACUGCUACUGGUUUUCUGUUCUUUUUAAGGAUUUCAGUGCUGAUGCUGACUACUAAAAAGAACUAAUUAGUGAAUUUUUUGAAAUCCUUAUUUACUUGAUUUUUAUACUAUUAUGUUUAAGAUAAUUUUUUGUAAAAGAUGUCAUUGAAAAUUCUAUUUUUGGCUGUUACACUAUUGCCGAAAAGCAUUCUGUUUUGGUAUCUGUUGCUGUGGCUUAUAAUUAAUGUAAUGCUCUAAUUAGGUAAUACUUUGAAGUUUUUAGUGUUUAUACUAUAAUUAUUUGAACUGUGAUGCAUUGUUUAUAGUAAGAUAAAACAACUGAAAUAUUGUGCUAUUCAAGAUUUUAGUGUUUUAUUGUACUCAUAAAGCUGAAAAUCUAGUCUUAAUUUUUUGAUUGGAUAACUUCUUUAGCAUUUAGUAUAACUUUAAAAGUUCUUAGUAAUUUUUUUAAGUUUGUUUUUAAAGCUGUAUUGAAUAAAAUUUCUGUAUUAGACAAAUUCUGUUAAAUUUUUUAUAAAUACUUAAGGCAAAAUAUAUAACUAUUUUUUAAUUUAUAUCUGUCAGCAAAACUAAGCUUUGCUAAAGUGGGUGAAGUUAAACUUCAGGGUAAAUUAACUUCAGUUAUAAACUACUUUUCUAAUUAAAAUUACUGUCAGAUAGUAAAGAAAAUGUCAUAUCUCAUUGAGUUUUUUAAAUUGUUGCAGACAUCUGCCAUUUUUCACUCAUUGGUCUUGAUAGCUCAAAACUUUUUACAUUGCAGUGAGUUUUAUAAAACACAUUUCAUUGUUAUUUCUACUUGAAAUCUUCAUUUUGUACAAGAUCCAUUUCAGAAAUUCUUAUUACAGUCGACUCUCUAAGUACUUUGAAGGGAUGCGGACAAAUCAUGAGGAGCGUCUUUAAACAAAAUGUGUGAAAAACUUUUCCUUCACACUUUUGCAGAUGCAGGAUUGUCAAUUUAUUUCCUAACAAAUUAGCUAUUUCAAGUACCUUUUUUGCUUAUUUUUUUAUUGCACGAAAAACUUGUACAAGAAUGUAAUUUUAAUUGUAAUGUAAGAAUGAAAUUUAAUUGAAAUGUAAGAAUUGUUGAUUAGUUCAAUUCCAGACUUGUUUUAAUAGUUUAUAGUUUUGGACAUUUUAAAGGAGCCAUCUUUCAUGUUGAAUAAGAAAAUAUUUGUUCUUAAUCAUGAAUAAUAGUAGUUGUAUCUGCUUAAGAAUGUAGUGAUAAUUAAUUUAGUACUUUAUUCACAAAAUCACAUUAUUGGUCAUUUUCAUUAAUGUUGUCGUUAUAAACAUCUUCUCCAUCUCUCUCAAACAGACUCAACUGUAUUAUUUUUCUUUUCCAAUUUCCUCACUUUGUGUCUAUUUCACAUGCACUUACCAUUUUUUUUUGUGGGGGGAGAGCAAGUGUUUAAAUUAUCACUGUGCUAUAACACUGUUGAUAACUGUUAGCAAUAUUGAAACGUGCCUUGACUACGGUAUAUGCUAUCUACGCAAACGGAAAGCAACCUUUACUCUGUUUAAAAGUUUUCAAAAACUAUUUGUUUUUAAAGUGUUAAUUGCUACUAUAGGAUGCGUCAAAAAUUUUCCAAAACUGACAUUCUAUAAAUGAUUGUUUUUUUGUAUUGAUAUGUCAUUGUUUUAUUGGGUGAAUAGUGUCACAUAGCCAUGUCGCAUUUUCACAUAAUUGUGCCAUCAAUUUUGGUUCCUUUAACUGGCUUACACCAGAUAUCAUUGUAUAUAGAUCAUUAGAUAACUUUGUAAAUGUAUAAAAAAUAGCUGCAUGCUAUUUUAUUAAGAAAAAUUUUAAUGUUUUGUAUAUACGUGAAUAUAUUUUAUUAAACGAUAUUAUUGUAUGGUGUUCAAUAUUAAAAUUUAUCAUCCAAUAUGUGAAAGAGAAACAAAACUUGAAAAUGUGCUGAGCAUAUUAAAAGUAAUCCAUUUUUUUGAUGUAAUUUUGAUAUUUCUAUAUUGUAUAACUUAAAAUUUUUAACUAUUCCUUUUUCAUUCAGGUAUGCUUAAAGAUACUGUUUUAUUAGUAAUUUCUUUUAUAGUUUAACUGAAGUUCAAAAUUAUUUUGAUAUUUAAUUUUUAUUGGACUUAUUUAUGUUUGCAUAAAUAUCAGUGCCUCAGAAAUGUACAUCUUUUUUAAAAAAAGUUUGCACACUUUGUUAUAUUUGUAAAUGUUAACUUUCCAGCUGUUAUAAAUAAACUCACAUGAAAUUUA
Messenger RNA from Parasteatoda tepidariorum (common house spider), 5856 nucleotides. It is a transcript of the gene Wee1, whose product is annotated as Wee1 kinase. Gene Ontology annotation, biological process: mitotic cell cycle; protein phosphorylation. The record is from RefSeq and is a predicted model, not a curated record. NCBI's taxonomy places the organism in Eukaryota, Metazoa, Arthropoda, Arachnida, Araneae, Theridiidae. Gene Ontology annotation, molecular function: non-membrane spanning protein tyrosine kinase activity; magnesium ion binding; ATP binding. Gene Ontology annotation, cellular component: nucleus; cytoplasm.